Molecule: messenger RNA, 2319 nt
Organism: Trichosporon asahii var. asahii CBS 2479
Lineage: Eukaryota; Fungi; Basidiomycota; Tremellomycetes; Trichosporonales; Trichosporonaceae
Product: dihydroxy-acid dehydratase
Exons: 7
Coding region: 1-2319 (772 amino acids)
Molecular function (GO): hydro-lyase activity
Source: RefSeq, a predicted model, not a curated record
AUGCGGAAGAUUUGGAAGCCAAUACUCUACGCCGGCAUCGGCGGCGCCGGUGUGGCUGCCGCGCUGACGGCGUACCUCACAAAGAAGUACCCGGUCCAUGAGACAUCAUCCGCCAACCUGCCAACGAGCAUCAAGCGCGCCCUGCCCAAGGAUACGAACCCCUACUGGCGGUACUGCGAGAUCACCAUCCCUGCGAAUACGACAGUGCAGCGCACGAAGCCGAUGGAGUCGUUCAUCCGGCAGUUCUACGACAUCUGGGCCCUGAAGCUGGAAGAGGCAUUCGCGAAGAGCAUCGGAUACCAGGAGAAGUUCUUCCCGGCACCGUAUACGAAGGAGUAUAUUCGGAAAGCCCACUGCGGUGGCCUCUUCCCCGAGCUCUCCCGCGACGACAACACCUGCAUGAUCUUCUUCGGCCCCGGAGGUGCGAUUCCCGCCAUGGCGGACCUGCAGGCGUUCGAGGCUGUUCCCGACGACAGGGGAAACCUGCGCCUCCGGUAUUACACUGGCAACGUCGAUGUGCCCGGCGCGCAGACGGACGAGGGCGUCAUGGGCUGGUUCCACAUGAUACAGGACUUCGCAGUGGGCUUCUCGCUCUUCCUCCGCAAGGCGUUCAUCAAGGGCGCGGGGUACAGUGACGAUGCGCUCGACCGGCGUAUAGUCGGAGUCGUGAACACGAAUGUAAGCUGGAGUUCGACGCUUACCGCUGAUGGCCAGUCCGGCUUUAACCCGUGUCAUGCGAACGUGCCGCAACUGCUGGACGCGGUGUCGCGCGGCGUCAUGCUGCAAGGCGCAUUGCCAGUCCCCUUCCCGACAAUCAGCCUGCACGAGAGCUUUGCGUUCCCUACCAGCAUGUUCCUCCGCAGAAACCUCAUGUCCAUGGACACGGAGGAGAUGAUCAAGGCGGUGCCAGCGGAUGCCAUCGUGCUGAUCGGGGGCUGCGACAAGACGGUCCCGGCGCAGCUGAUGGGCGCGAUCAGCGCAGACGUGCCCGCCAUCCAGCUAGUGACAGGACCGAUGGUGACGGGCUCUCACCGUGGCACGCGCGUUGGCGCCUGCACCGACUGCCGUGGGUAUUGGGCAAAGUACCGGGCAGGCGACAUUGACUUGGAGGAGAUCACGGCGGUGGGCAAUGAGCUGGUGCCGAGUGCUGGCACUUGCGGCGUGAUGGGAACAGCGAGCACGAUGGCUUGUUUGACGGAAGCGCUUGGCAUCGCGCCCCUGGGCUCAGCCUGCCCGCCCGCGAAUGGCGGGCAGCGCCUGCGCGUAGCAGAGCUGACUGGAAAGCUGGCUGCGACGAAGCUCCUGCGCCCGAGCGAAGUGUUGACUCGUGCGAGCUUUGAGAAUGCGAUCACAGUUCUGCAAGCUAUCGGAGGAAGCACGAAUGCGAUAGUGCACCUACUCGCUAUUGCUGGGCGGAUGCCAGGUGUGAACCUGACGCUGGCCGACUUUGACCGUAUCGGAAGGAAGACGCCGUUGCUCGUCGACCUUAAGCCUUCAGGGGCCAACUACAUGGAGGACUUCUACCGCGCUGGAGGCGUGCCUACUCUCUUGCAGGCGUUGCGGCCGCUACUGCACCUCGACGCCAAAACGGUCACGGGCGAGACACUGGGCGAGGCGCUGGAUAAGUGUCCUCCCCCGUUUGCACAGGACAUCGUCCGACCACUCGAUAACCCACUGUACCCCGCCGCGAGCCUCGUCGUGCUCACUGGCAACCUGGCUCCAGACGGGUGUGUGCUGAAGCAGAGCGCGAUGGCGUCCGGCCUCCGUCAACAUUCGGGACCCGCCGUUGUAUUCAAGGACGCCGACGACCUGAUGGAGCGUAUCGACGACCCAGACCUGCCCGUCACAGCUGACAGCGUCCUCGUGCUCCAGAACAUUGGACCGAAGGGACACCCGGGCAUGCCAGAGGCGGGAUACAUCCCUAUUCCGAAGAAACUCGCCCGGCAAGGCGUCAAGGACAUGCUGCGCGUAUCGGACGGGCGCAUGUCGGGGACAGCGUCGGGGAGUGUAGUGCUUCACGUCGCACCCGAAGCUGCCGUUGGUGGUCCGCUCGCAAUCGUGCGAGAUGGAGACACCAUCUCCCUCAACGUCGACGAGCGCUCCAUCAGUCUCGAGCUCUCUGACGACGAGAUCGCCAGCAGACUCGAGGAGUGGAGACAGGCCAAAGUCAAGGGACGAGGGAGGAAGGGAACGAGGCCGAAGCGGGGCUACGCUCAGCUCUAUCAUGACCGAGUGACGCAGGCAGACACGGGCGCUGACUUUGACUUCCUCCGCGCCGAUCCUGAGGAGGCGGAGCACGCCGCACCGAGUGCUGCUUAG